Messenger RNA from Triticum dicoccoides, 3254 nucleotides. RefSeq names its product ethylene receptor 2-like. Gene Ontology annotation, molecular function: ethylene receptor activity; protein binding; phosphorelay sensor kinase activity. The transcript has 3 exons. The record is from RefSeq and is a predicted model, not a curated record. Gene Ontology annotation, biological process: phosphorelay signal transduction system; response to ethylene. Bases 634 to 2949 code for a protein of 771 amino acids. Gene Ontology annotation, cellular component: endoplasmic reticulum membrane; endoplasmic reticulum. Lineage: Eukaryota; Viridiplantae; Streptophyta; Magnoliopsida; Poales; Poaceae.
GGAGCUGCUGCUUUGUUUGCCGUGGUUUUCUUCCAACCCAUCUUCCCAUCCCCUCCCCUUUGCCUUUGCCUUGGUCCGGCCGGCGGCUCCCCUCCUUCCUCCUUUCCUCCUCACCUCGCACCCGCACCCGCACUCCCACUCUGCUCUACUCUACUCUACUGUAGCCCACCAACCCCGCCCCCCAUCCAUCCAUCCCCCACCGCACCGGUGGGAAGGGAAGGGAAGGGAAAUCGGUGGGAGGAGGGACCUCGGACAUGAGAAUCUCCUUUUCUCUUCCCUUCUUCUUGCUCUCUGGAUCCACCCGCUAAUGCUCUCUGGAUUCGAUCCAUCAUCUCCGCGCACGCGCACCAAGGCGCCGCCGCCGCCGGUAGCGCUCCUCCGCUUAACAAGGGAUGUAAUUUGUGGCUGGACGGACGGACGCCGCAGAGCAGAGGCAAACCCAAGUUCAUGACUUCCUUCCUUGAGUCAGUCAGUCAGUCAGUCAGUCAGUCAGGAGGAAUCAACCAAUUGAUUUUGAUUUUGAUUUGAUACCACAAGAGUCAGUUGCUGCACAAAAUCAACAUAUUACUCUGAAUCUGAAUCUGGUCUCAAGAAAAUGUGGUGUUCACUCUGAAUGAAUGAACCCUGGUAUGUAUGGUAGAGCCCAUGGCAGCAAGAGCAGUCCCCUUCCCAUGCUGGCUCAUCUUGCUGCUGCUGCUGCUGCCGCCGCUGUCGCAGGCCGCCACCGGCGAUUUCAGCCACUGCGGCGGCUGCGACGACGCCGACGAGGGCAGCCUGUGGAGCACCGACAACAUCCUGCAGUGCCAGAAAGUCAGCGACUUCCUCAUCGCCACCGCCUACUUCUCCAUCCCGCUCGAGCUGCUCUACUUCACCACCUGCUCCGACCUCUUCCCCCUCAAAUGGAUCGUCCUGCAGUUCGGCGCCUUCAUCGUGCUCUGCGGCCUCACCCACCUCAUCAACGUCUUCACCUACGAGCCCCACUCCUUCCACCUCGUCCUCGCCCUCACCGUCGCCAAGUUCCUCACCGCCCUCGUCUCCUUCGCCACCGCCAUCACCCUGCUCACCCUCAUACCGCAGCUGCUCAGGGUCAAGGUCAGGGAGAACUUCCUCAGGAUCAAGGCAAGGGAGCUGGACCAGGAGGUGGGCAAGAUGAAGAGGCAGGAGGAGGCCAGCUGGCACGUGCGCAUGCUCACCCAGGAGAUCCGCAAGUCGCUCGACAGGCACACCAUCCUCUACACCACCAUGGUCGAGCUCUCCAAGACGCUGCACCUGCAGAACUGCGCCGUGUGGAUGCCCAACGAGGCCAGGACCGACAUGAUCCUCACGCAUCAUCUCAGAGAAAGGGAGAUAACCGAGUCGCACAGCGGCUCCAUUCCUAUAUGUGACCCGGACGUGGUUGAAAUAAAGGCGACGAGGGGCGCCAAGGUCCUCGGGGAAGGGUCGGCGCUCGGGACUGCCAGCAGGUGCAAUCCUGAGGCAGGGGCUGCGGUGGCUGCGAUACGGAUGCCGAUGCUAAGGGUGUCCAAUUUCAAAGGAGGCACCCCGGAAAUGAGGGAAACGAGCUAUGCUAUUCUGGUGUUGGUCUUACCCGAGGAUGGUUCCCUAGGGUGGGGUGAGCAGGAGCUGGAGAUCGUCGAAGUGAUCGCCGAUCAAGUGGCGGUCGCGCUCUCGCAUGCUGCGGUUCUGGAGGAGUCGCAGCUGAUGCGAGAGAAGCUUGCUCAGCAGCACAGGGACUUGCUGCAGGCAAAGCAUGAGGCUGUGAUGGCAACUGAAGCCAGGAAUUCCUUUCAGAGUGCCAUGUAUGACGGGAUGCGCAGACCGAUGCACUCGGUCCUUGGUCUUGUCUCGAUGAUGCAACAGGAAAGCAUGAAUCCAGAGCAAAGGCUUGUGAUGGACGCCAUCGUCAAGACAACCAGUGUUGCCUCGACGUUGAUGAAUGAUGUCAUGCAAACAUCGACAAUGGACCGUGAACACUUAUCUCUGGUGAGGAGGCCAUUCAGCCUCCACUCCUUGAUUAAGGAAGCGGUCAGCGUUGUAAGGUGUCUGUGUGGCUCCAAGGGGGUUGAUUUCGAGUUUCAAGUGGAGAAUUCUUUGCCCGAAAGGGUCGUUGGCGACGAGAAGAGGGUUUUCCAUAUUGUCUUGCACAUGGUAGGCACUCUGAUAAAUCAAUGCCGUGCGGGCUGCCUCUCUUUGUAUGUGAAUAGUUACAACGAGAUGGAUGAGAGGCAUAAUAAUCAGGACUGGAUGCUGCUGCGAAGAGCAAACUUUUCUGCCGGAUAUGUGUGUGUCAAGUUUGAGAUUAGGAUUAAAAAAUCCAGAAACAGCCUUUUGGGUGCGUCUGCCAGCCAAAUAAGUCAAGAGCCGAACGCUAGCAGUUCGGAGAUGGGCCUUAGCUUCAACAUGUGCAAGAAGAUUGUGCAGAUGAUGAAUGGUAAUAUCUGGUCCGUAUCAGACCCAGAAGGGCUGAGAGAGACGGUCAUGCUGGCUCUCCAGUUCCAGGUGCAACAUGUGACCCCUGUCUCAGGAGCAUCCUCGGACCUAUACCGGUUAUCACCGAUCCCCAACUUCAACGGGCUCCAUGUCCUCCUGGUGGACGGUGAUGACACCAACCGAGCGGUCACCCACAAGCUCCUGGAGAAGCUCGGGUGCCGAGUCUUUUCGGUCAGCUCGGGCAUCCAGUGCAUGACCUCCUUUGCGGGCGGCGAGUCGUCCUUCCAGCUGGUGCUUCUGGACCUGACGAUGCACACGAUGGACGGGUUCGAGGUGGCCCUCGCGAUCCGCAAGUUGAGGAGCAACAGCUGGCCGCCGCUGAUCGUGGCCCUCGCGGCGAGCUCGGACGACAACGUCCGGGACCGGUGCCAGCGGUCGGGGAUAAACGGUCUGCUCCAGAAGCCCGUCACGUUGGCGGCCCUGGGGGAUGAAGUGUAUAGAGUCCUUCAGCACAACUGAAAGUUGUCGUCUCUCUGUGGAUCUUGAUAGAUUGUUGUAGCUUGAUGAGUAGUUCUGUUUUGAUCGAUUAUGCCAGGUUAGGUCCCAUACAGAUGACAAGAAGCAUUUGUGCAAAAAAAAAAAAGAGAGGAAGGAAUUAAUUGUACAGGAAGGAAGGAAGGUGAAGAAAGGUGGGGAAUUUUGGAGAGAUGAAAAAGCUACCUACUUAGGUUCUCUUUUUAGGGCUAUUCAUUUGUAAAACCUCUUAUCCUGGAUUAUUAAUGAUUUAUGAGGUAACUCAUUUGGGGGCAACCAGGUCAAGUCAA